Aspergillus pseudoviridinutans is the source of this 741-nucleotide messenger RNA. RefSeq lists its product as uncharacterized. The transcript has 3 exons. The record is from RefSeq and is a predicted model, not a curated record. Bases 1 to 741 code for a protein of 246 amino acids. Gene Ontology annotation, molecular function: oxidoreductase activity, acting on the CH-OH group of donors, NAD or NADP as acceptor. Lineage: Eukaryota; Fungi; Ascomycota; Eurotiomycetes; Eurotiales; Aspergillaceae.
AUGGCUCCCACUGUUGCCUUUGUUACCGGUGGUAACCGAGGAUUGGGCUUCGGACUGGUGAAGCGCUUCGUGGCUAGUCCGAACUACCUUGUCGUGGCUGCGGUUCGUGAUCCGGCGCACCCAACCACCCAGGAGCUAUAUCAGCUACCCGUGGGCGAGGGCAGCGGCAUUAUCGUAGUGAAGUACGACGCCAGUGUUGAGCAAUCUGCCUUUGACGCUGUCGAAGAGGCUACCGACAAGGGCGUUGAUCAUAUCGACUACGUUGUUGCCAAUGCCGGUAUCGCUAAGGUGUACCCUCUGGUUAAAGAUGUCAAACGCGCCGACAUCGUCGAGCACUUCCAGGUGAACGUCCUUAGCGUUGUCUCUCUCUACCAAGCCACUCGUCCUUUUCUUGAGAAGUCGAUUACCAAACCUGUCUUUGCUAUUAUGGGAUCUGGAGCUGGAGCUCUAGGCCGCCAGCCUCCUGUCCCUAGUGCGGCAUACGGUGCUUCCAAGUCCAUUCUCCCGUGGUAUGGCGUUCGAAUCAACUCCGAAGAUGAGUGGCUCAACACCUUCGUACUGGACCCUGGCUGGGUCCAGACUGAGAUGGGGAACGCGGCUGCGAAAGGGUGGGGUCUGGAAUCAGCGCCGGACACCAUCGACAAGUCUACAAGUGGUAUGGUUGAUGUUAUUACGAAGGGAACCAAGGAGCAGUACGGUGGCAAGGUUGUCCUCUACACCGGCGAGGUUCAAGAAUGGUAG